AUGUUAGCGAACUGCGACGCGUCGCUGCUGCCCCUUCCUGGUGUGGGGUGCCCAUGUCUGGGCCUUCGGGUUGUGGACUGGAGACUUCUGCGUGAGUCUUCGCGCGUCCUGUGUUGGCUUCGGGGCUUCUCCCUCCUGGCGCGGGGGGUCUCCACCGGUCUCCACCACACCACUGCCGGCCUGGAGUGGCGCCUUCUUGACGUGCUGCCCCUGCUGCAUGAGAUGAGCGCCCCCGUGUCUGGAAGAUGGGCGCCUGCCUUUUCUGUCGAGAUGCUCUGGCCCUCCGGUGUGAGAGUGGUGUGA
Messenger RNA from Amoebophrya sp. A25, 303 nucleotides. Lineage: Eukaryota; Dinophyceae; Syndiniales; Amoebophryaceae. The record is from the annotation of a GenBank genome assembly.